AUGACACCCUCCAUCAUAGCAACCUGCAAACAGACCCGAUUCCAUCUACUCCAUGAUCAGCCCGCGCAGGAGGUCACUGCUAAUGCACUCCAGAUCGAUGUAGAAGGUCUCACCAUCGCAGUCACAUCCUCACCGGCCGAUACAACCGACGACGGCGAUCCCUCAAACUCCAAAGCAAAGGGGAAGUCGAAAGCGAAAUCCAAAUCCAAGGCCGACGCGCGCGAGCUCAUUGUCGAUGCUCACUUGAGACUCAAGGCGGGGGUGCAUUAUGGCCUGAUUGGGCGGAAUGGGACAGGGAAGUCGAGUAGGUUGAUUAAAAGGGUUGACAUUAGCCGGUCUGAGGUGCUAAUGGAUGAUGAUUAUGAAGCGCUACUCCGCGCGAUGGCCGACAAACUGGUUCCUGGGAUUCCGCAUCCGACGCGCAUAGCGAUUCUGCAGCAGACCGAGACGGAGGAUGAGGAGCGGAUCGCCCAGCCCGAGUGUGAGGACCGCGACAGGCGGGACCUGCCUGUGUUGGAGUAUGUCAUGAGCAGCGAUCGGUUCCGGAACGAGGUUGUGAGGAAGAUGGAUGGUAAGCUGUACGUAGAAGUCCUGUCGAAGAGCUUCGAGACGGAUGAUCCGCUAUCGCCUGUGCGGGCGAUCCGAAGAGUCCGCCACGAUGAGAUCGAGGCGCAGCUGUUUCUUGCGCAGAAGAAUGCCAGCCUCAAGAGUGGUGCGAGGGGGUUUCAGGCUCGGAAGGACUUGAAGGCCGCUGAGGCGAGAUACGAGGCUUCAAAGGAGCUGAUUGAGCAGCCUGAUCAGUCUAUUGAGGCAGAGGUGCUCAAGGCUGAGACACAGGCGGCGAUGGAUACUUUGCAGGAAUUACAGGCUCAGUUUGAAGUCAUGAAAUUGGUCGAGAUUGAGAAGCAAGCUCGACAGAUCCUUAUCGGACUGGGGUUUGACGAAGCCAUGCUCAGCAAACCCUUCCUGACUUUAUCCGGGGGCUGGCGCAUGCGUUGCCUGUUGGCUAGUGUUCUUAUCCAGAACCCGGACAUCAUGAUCCUUGACGAACCGACAAACUUCCUAGACCUGCUUGGGGUCGUCUGGCUGGAGAAUUACCUACAGCGGUUACGCGACUCGUCCCAGACGACCAUCUUGCUGGUAUCUCACGACCGAGACUUUGUCAAUGCGGUCUGCGAGGAGAUCGUCAUCCUGCGCGACCAGAAACUGACCUACUUCAGGGGCAACCUUUCCGCCUACGAGAAAGACUUUGAAGCGCAGAAACUCUACUGGGGCCGCAUGAAGGAGGCACAAGAGCGCCAGAUUGCGCACAUGGAAGCGACGAUUCGAGAGAACAUCAAGCUGGGCAAGAAGACCAACGACGACAAUAAGCUGCGCAUGGCCAAGUCCCGGCAGAAGAAAGUCGACGACCGGAUGGGCGUUCAGGUCAACGCUAAUGGCGGUCGCUUUAAACUGAACAGGGACCUGGCGGGCUACCAUCUCACCGCGCGAGCUGAAAUUGAAGUACCAACGGACGAAAGAUGUAUAUCACUUAUCCUGCCCGAUGCCAGUGACCUGCGCUUCCCCGGUCCGUUACUCUCGGCGGAGGGGUUGUGUUUCCGGUACCAGCGGGAUGCACCGCCGAUACUGAACGGGAUCGAACUGGUAAUGCACAUGGGCGAUCGGGUCGGGAUCAUGGGGCUGAAUGGUUCUGGCAAAUCUACGCUCAUCCGCCUAUUGACGGGCAAUCUACAGCCAACGCAGGGGAAGGUAUCCACCCACUCCAGGCUGAAACUAGGAUACUACGCGCAGCAUUCGAUCGAGGAGCUCCACGAACAAGGUCGCACCGAUCCUACACUGACCGCAUUAGGUUUCAUGGCCAAGGAGAUCAAUACUUCACUCGGCGAGGGCGAGAUCCGUGGUUUGCUGUCGUCACUGGGUCUGCAGGGCAGGAUAGUCUCAGACGUGCCCAUUGCACGAUUAUCGGGAGGCCAACUGGUCCGUCUUGCAAUUGCCAAGGUAAUCUGGAACGCGCCUCAUUUGCUGGUUCUUGAUGAAAUCACAACGCAUCUGGACUUGCCAUACCGUCACGGCUCUUGCGACUGCGCUGUCGUCGUUCAACGGUGCAAUCCUCCUGGUCUCUCACGAUCGGUUCCUGGUCCGAUCAGUCAUUGA
Molecule: messenger RNA, 2154 nt
Organism: Aspergillus fumigatus Af293
Lineage: Eukaryota; Fungi; Ascomycota; Eurotiomycetes; Eurotiales; Aspergillaceae
Source: RefSeq, a predicted model, not a curated record